This is a messenger RNA of Bicyclus anynana (squinting bush brown), 4564 nucleotides long. Its product is annotated as glycerophosphocholine phosphodiesterase GPCPD1. Gene Ontology annotation, molecular function: starch binding; glycerophosphocholine phosphodiesterase activity. Bases 285 to 2225 code for a protein of 646 amino acids. The transcript is spliced from 7 exons. Lineage: Eukaryota; Metazoa; Arthropoda; Insecta; Lepidoptera; Nymphalidae. The record is from RefSeq and is a predicted model, not a curated record. Gene Ontology annotation, biological process: glycerophospholipid catabolic process.
UUGACACCUUGACACUGACAGUUUGGCAGAAUUUAAGCAGCCCAUGAUCAGAAAAUUGUUUUUGUUAAAACCUUAAUUCUGUAAUGUUCUUUGUGACUUGUGCAUUAAUAAAGUGAAAAUGACAAAACAGUUUAUGACAUCAAAUAUCGACAAUGUGAAUUACAUCAUCAAAUAAUAUUAUUUAAUUUUUGGUCACUUAAAAUUUUUUAUUAAUUUAAAAAUAAUAUUUGUUACUGUCGAACUAAAAAUAAAUUUGUGUUAUUUUACGCCGUAUUUAGCAGAUUAUGCAACGGUGGUUUUUUUUAGUAGAUCGUAAAAAGCAAAAAAUUAAAGUUCCAAGAAAAAUGUCUCUAAAAAAACAGCCUGAACAGCCAGAAAUUUUGUCCCAAGAAUGGGCAUUUAGUGUUUGUGUUCCAAAUAUUGGAGCCAAGGAGAAGGUUGUCUUAACAGGAAGCACCCCAGAGCUUGGUGAAUGGAAUUAUAAGAAAUGUGUGGUCUUGGAUUACACAGAAGAAAGAAACAUAUGGACAAAAACUGUAAUCAUUCCUAAUACUUGUGAUGUCUUUUACCGAUAUGCAAUAUGUCUUAUAAAUGAAGAAAAUGGUGAUACAGUUGUGCGAAGGUGGGAAACUAAUAUUAGGCCAAGAGUUAUCAAAGAAAAUGUCAUAGUACCUGCCACUGACAUAUUUGGUGAAUAUGAUGGCAAACAUAGGGUCUGCAGAGGAUGGCUCACCACACAGACUUUAGUGCAAUUCAAAUUUAUGAAUAACCCUUGGAAAUUGAAGAGUCGAUUGAGUGGCAGGCUCAUGAACAUCAAAGUUACACCAGUGCAGUUGUCUUUUGGAAAUGAGCCUCAUGUGGAAGAUUCCUCCUUGAGUACCGACACUAUGGAUGUAGUGGUUCCGAUGGGUGUAUUUGUGGAAGUGGCCACACUUGACAAUGACCCUGCUCUCUGCAACCUGCAGCCACAGGAACAGUUUGGUCGAGAGUAUAAAAAAGAUGGAGUUCUCUUGGUCAAUGUCUAUGCUCCUAACCCAAAGGGACUCGCUUAUUUGAUAGACUUCUAUUCCUACAGCACUCGAGCUUCAAUCGAAGAUCCGCCUUGCCACAUUGGAUAUACAUAUGUCCUUCCUAAUAUGUUUAAACCUUCUGAAGGUUGUCUGGAACUACCCGUAACAUGUAAUGUAAAACACAGGCCCCUGGGCACUGUUAACUUUGAAUAUCUUAUAAUUUGUCCUAUGGAAGACAGCCUUUGUAACUUGGAGGUAUCUUAUGCCAAACAUUGGGAUCCGACAUGGACAGGAUUGGAAGUCGGCCACAGAGGGUUAGGUGCUAGCUUUAAAACCAAAGAGGGAAAUGCCAUUCGUGAAAACACAAUAGCUUCCCUUAAAAAGGCAGCUGCCAGUGGGGCAGACAUGCUGGAGUUUGACGUGCAGCUCAGUAAAGACAUGAUACCGGUCAUAUAUCAUGACUUUCAUGUGUGUAUUUCAAUGAAAAGAAAGAAGGAAGUUGACUUCACUGAGAUGCUCGAGUUGCCAGUCAAAGACUUGACCUUGGAGCAUCUCCAGAAACUGAAGGUGUACCAUCUAGUUGAAGGGCGUAACCAUGAGAUUUUGUUCUUUGAUGAAGAUCUUGAAGAACACCAACCCUUCCCUACUUUAGAAGAAGCAUUAAAAACUCUGGAUGAACAUGUGGGCUUCAAUAUUGAGCUAAAGUGGACCAUGGAGAUGAAUGAUGGUACCUUUGAACUGAACAAUCCUUUUGAUAUGAACACUUAUGUUGAUAAGGUUCUGGAAGUUGUUUUGAAACAUGCUGGGCAGCGUCGGAUCGUACUUUCCUGUUUCAAUCCCGACAUUUGCACCAUGGCUAGAAACAAGCAGAACAAAUAUCCGGUCAUGUUUCUAACUGUGGGUAUAACAGAAAAGUACCAGCCUUACCGCGACCCCCGAUGCCUGUCCAUCCCGGCCGCCGUGCAGAAUGCGAUCAGCUCUGACAUCCUGGGCAUUGUGGCGCACACUGAGGACUUGCUCAGGGAUCCCACACAGGUGAAACUAGCGAAAGACGCUGGACUAGUUAUAUUCUGUUGGGGAGAUGACAACAAUGAUAAGAACACAAUCAUGAAACUCAAGGAGAUGGGUCUGCACGCUGUCAUAUACGACAAACUCGACCAAUAUAUUACCAAAGAAGUCAAGGACAGAGCCGCUCCAUCUAAUUCCAACGAAUGAAGGUAUUUCUUAAUAAUCUUAAAAUUACUUGACCCAGCAAUCUCGUACAAUUGUGUAUUACAUUUUUCCAAUUUCUUAUCAUGCACUGUAACCAGAUUCUUGCGCCCAUCAAAUGCUUCGUUGCCAGAGUGAGUGAAUGAUUAACCGAUUUUAGGAAUUAAUACGUCACUUUACGCACAACUGCCAACUUUAAUGGCCAAAGUGCGGAAAAGGCCGAGGAAAGAAGAAGACAUCACUUAAAUAAGCCUACCUAUACUAAAGCCUUUCUUGAUAAGUACAGUUUACCAACAAACAAAUUAAAAAUGAGGGUAUAAUUCACUAGUCAUUUCACACCUAAUAAUAAUUGUGAUUAACUUGUUCUUAAAUAAUUAGAACAAUUAGAUAUGGUUAGUUAUAUUUUAUAAACAAACCAUACAUCAUUUAAAAUAAACAAGUUGUGAAAUAACAUGCGUUUUCUACCUUCAUUUCUAAUUUCUUUGUUGGUAAACAGUACUCAUCAUAUAAUAAGUUGUAGACAAUUAAAAAAAAAACUUGAAAAAUGUAGAGAUAGAUGGGUAUUUUAAAAUCUUAUUGUGCCGCCAACAUUAACUUUAAUGUGUUCUAUAGUUAGCGUUUCGUGCAUAUGUACAUAAAGAGUAUUCACUAUUAGUAGUAGGUACAGACAAAUGCUUUAUUCUAUUAGCUGAAAAACCAAUGUAGAAUCAAGCUAGGACAAAUUUAUCAUUAGAUUUCUAGUAUAUUUUAUCUUUGAUUCCCAGCCAGGAAGUUAAUAAAUUCAUGUACUUACAUUAGAUCUGAGGUGUAUGAGAGAUAGGUAUUUGUUCAUCAAGAAAAAGACAAUGAUUAAACUUAGGUGAAUUUAUUAAAUACUUCUUGUAUAUUUUGUUAAUGACUAUAAUGAUUUACAAAUGUAUAAAUAUUUCGAGGAGAGGACGGAAUGUUUACAUGUAAUCACAACAUUCAGCUACCUUCUGUGUGUAAGUAACCUAAUAAGAAUUGCACUUGAUACGAGUAAUGUAUGACACACAAUAAUUUUACAAAACUUGGUGUUAUCUCCCUUUUACGAAUUGAAUCUGUGCCAAAAAACAUCAUUUCGACAUCAGUGACUUGGCAAUAAUAAAUAAGAAAGCAAUAUUGUUUCCCUUAGAGGGACCCAUAAAUUCCCAUAAAUUCCACUCAAAUAGAUAGGUGAUGAAAAAGUUACAUCCCUUAUAUAAGUUAGUCUCGAAUGUUAGAUAUAUUCUAACUUACUACGCAAGACACAAAGAUAGAAUGAGAUAUCUUUUUAUACUGAUUGAAACACGAUGUAAAUUUCUCACCCAAGUUAAGAUUCAAAUUGAGUAACUUUACAAUUUUGCAUACAGUACAUUGAGUACAUUGCAUAAACAUGAAACAAUCAACGAAAAUUGCGUUUGUUAUGUUACUUUAAUUAUAAAUAAUGGCUUUAAUUAUAAAUUUAUAAAACGACAUACACGGUUGACAGAGCCGUUAAGAUAGUUAAAAAAAUUCUUCGAAACUAGAGGAGUCAUUUAAUAGAAUUUUUAAACAUGUUUUAUGAUUAUAGGGGGCGCUGUCAUAUAAUUUUAAAAUGGCCAUCUUAAUAAUAACAAUUGAUAAUCAAUUAAUUAUUCUUAUAAUUAUUAAUAAUCAGUUAUGCAUCGCUUGUCAUUUAUAUUUCUUUCAAAAUGCUCUGCCUCUAUUUCAUUUCAUAGAUUUACGACCACAGUUUAUAAUUAAAUUAAUAUUGUUAAAAUAAUGGUUUAAAAUUAAAUAUUAUUGUGGUUAAAACGUAGUAAGUACCUAAUGAUGAAUACAGAAUUUAUAAAACAACCAGAAAUUAUGUUAAGGUAACUAAUGUUAUAGCUUUAAAAUGUUUUUAUAUGGAAAUAUGUCUAAUAUUCAAAUAAUUCUUCUGCAUAAUUAAUAUUGAGCUUUGGCUUAUAACUACAUUAAAUUCUUAACCUUUACACAAAUUCUAAAAUCUGAUAUGUAGUGAAAAUCUAAUAUGGGACGCGUUUUGACUUCUAGGUAUACAAGAAUAUACAUAAACACUACACUAUCGCAGUGUCUGAUUGUGUGGAGGUCCAGGUAAAAAUAAUUUACAUUUAAUUACAUUAUUGUGUCAUUAUAUAGAUACAAUGUUUUAGUUACAACUAAUUUAAUUAUAUAAAAUACUAAACUUUGUGCGUAAAAUACUUAUCAUUAUUUUUGUGCUGAUAAACAUGGUGUAAGAGAUAAUUCAAAUAAAAAUGUGAUGUAGCAAAGUUUUAAAUAUGUAUUAAAACAUGUGAUUUGAAGAAAUGUAAACCAAUAAGUUAAAUAAAUUGUCGCAUAAUACA